Messenger RNA from Echinococcus granulosus, 1362 nucleotides. RefSeq lists its product as hypothetical. NCBI's taxonomy places the organism in Eukaryota, Metazoa, Platyhelminthes, Cestoda, Cyclophyllidea, Taeniidae. The record is from RefSeq and is a predicted model, not a curated record. Bases 1 to 1362 code for a protein of 453 amino acids. The transcript has 5 exons.
AUGUGUGCGCUGUCAAUGCUGCCUUUUUUUGCUAUUUUUUUCAUUUAUCAAAAAUCUGGCUUUUCUCAACAAGACAUUUCUUUCAACACAAGCCGUUUCUUACGUCAGGAUUUCAAUAUUGCCCUUUCCACCAACUCUAGCCAAGGUUACGUCCGUCUUAAGCUGCAAGCAUUCAUUUUCGAAGUGACACAUUAUUUGAAACCUGAAAAGGGCAAUGCCGGUGGUCACUUGAGGCGACUCAUGAAACCCUAUCCCCACAUCCUACUUGAUCCCGGUUACACAUCCAAUCUCAUCACCUCCUACCAUCCACUCUCAAUUCAAGCGGGGAUCUGUCGACAAUUCCAGGCCACACGCCGCAAAAAUUAUGAAAGCGUUCCAACCAGCAUCUUUGUUGUUAAUGAUAUUGGCGCCAUGGUAAAUAGGCCAAGGCACGAUAGAUUACUCCAACUGUUCUUUCAAAUAACUGCAUCGCUUGGUCUACCCACCCUGACCUGGAUGCCCAACAGGAUUGGAGAAUUCGAGUUAGAGGAGACACAACUGGCGACUCGAUUAGAGCCGCUCACAUGGCAUGUGGCAAGAGCGCUGGUUGAUUUUUCGCAGGCCUUUAACUGGAAUAUAAUCAUAUUGCUUUACAACACCUAUGCACCUGGCUCCAGACCCCUGAUUUCAGAGUUGAAGUUCCUGCAAAUGGAGCGAGCUAAACAGGACCAUCCAAAUUACUACGAAUUUGAAGUAGAUGCCUAUCUUCCAUUUGACGGUUUCACAAAGCGGAAAUUAAAGGACUGCACUGUAUUUAAGAAUAAUAUUGAUGUGGACUGCUUUGAUUCGCUGUUGGUUGCAAUGCAGAACAUUUGGAAGUCAAUUAGCCGAGUUAUCAUCUUCAAUGGAAAUCAAUACGAUUUGAAUGCGUUGAUGUACGUUGCUGAUAUGCUGGAAGGCACACAAAAUGAACACCUUAAAGAGCUUUUCGGAACAAGUUACGUGUGGAUUUUUACGCCUUCGACAAUGGCUCCACUAACAAUAGUGGAUCAAGUUGAAACGGUUAAUCGUGACAACAUUGUCCUGUCGGAAUUCACCAUGUUCCGGAAAAUUCCCGGCAUGUUCGGUUUGAUUUGUCUAAAUGAUGCAGACAACCGAAAACGUCACGCUGAGUUGGCUCGUGAGGUGUGGCACAAGUCCCUUAUGGAGUUAAUAAAGCAGAUGGCUAAUCUCUUUCCACCGGUAAAACCGAUCAAUCUUAACUCCACCUCUGCCGAGACCAUCAAGUACCAUCGCUUCUUGUUGGAAAAACUGCGGCCGGGCGACCUUUGCGAAAGCAGCGAACAUGUGGCUUGGCAGUGGGGGCGUCGACUAAACAAGUAA